Messenger RNA from Sinocyclocheilus anshuiensis, 1128 nucleotides. RefSeq lists its product as uncharacterized. The record is from RefSeq and is a predicted model, not a curated record. The coding region runs from base 1 to 1128 and encodes 375 amino acids. NCBI's taxonomy places the organism in Eukaryota, Metazoa, Chordata, Actinopteri, Cypriniformes, Cyprinidae. The transcript has 7 exons.
AUGUUUGACCAGAAGUAUCUGUACUUUCACUCAAGAGUGAUUGCUGAUGAUGGAGAGGUGUUAGUUGCUGAGGAAAGAUCGGUCACUCUUAACUCUGGUCUUACUGAAAUGACAAAUGAUGGUGUGAUUCAGUGGAGAUUUGGGAGUGAAAACACUUUAAUAGCUGAAAUCAAUAAACAGGCCAACAGCAUGACAGUAUUUGAUGAUGUUCUUGAUGGGAGAUUCAGAGACGGACUGAAGCUGGACAAUCAAACUGGAUCUCUGACCAUCACAAACACCACAAUGAAACAUGCUGGACGUUAUGAACUGCAGAUCAACGGUGUGAUCAAGCCUUUUAAUCUUACUGUCGUCAAGGAAAUAUCAGUGAUGGAGGGAGAUUCAGUCACUCUAAACACUGGUCGAACUGAAAUGGAUUAUAAUGAGAUUCACUGGAAUUUUGGACUUACCAACACUUGUAUAGCUGAAAUAAUUAAAUGUUUUGAAAGAUUCUCUACAUUUGAUGUUCUUGAUGGGAGAUUCAGAAACAGACUGAAGCUGGAUCAUCAGACUGGAUCUCUGACCAUCACAAACACCAGAAGCACACACUCUGGACUUUAUGGAGUGGAGAUCAUCAGGAACAGGACAGUGACCACAUACAGAUUCAAUGUUACUGUCUCUGGUGUGUUUGCUGAUUCAGAUGCAGUGCAGUCAGUGUCAGUGAUGGAGGGAGAUUCAGUCUCUCUACAGACUAACUCUGAACUACAGACAGAAGAUGAGAUCACUUGGACAUUUGGACAUUCAGAGACUCGUAUAGCUGACAUCAAUACAAAGCAUAGAAUUUUCUCCACAUUUGAUGUUCUUGAUGGGAGAUUCAGAAACAGACUGAAGCUGGAUCAUCAGACUGGAUCUCUGAUCAUCACAAACAGCAGAACCACAGACUCUGGACUUUAUCAAGUAACCAUCAUCAGCAGCAUGAGACAAAUCACAAACAGAUUCAAUCUCACUGUCUCUGGUUUGUUUGCUGAUUCAGUGAAGUCAGUGUCAGUGAUGGAGGGAGAUUCGGUCACUUCACAGAUGGUGGCCAAUGAAUUUGUAGAGUGUGUGCACACCUCGUCCUCUCUCCCUACUGUUCUCUGUUCUGUCGAAUAA